AUGCAGGAUAAUGAUUUGCCUUUAGGCUAUCCUAGAGCGAUCGUGAUUGACAAUGGAUCCCACACCAUUAGAGGAGGACUUUCGGGCGAAAAGACGCCGUCUGCUGUCUUUCCCCAAUAUACUCAUAAGCCUCAACUGACCUCCUUAUUCCUCAGUGCCUUCAUUGCUCAGGGCCAGAUUGAUUGGUAUGCCGGCGAGGAAGUAGACGAGUCACGGAUUGGAUUCUCAUCGCCCCGGAAUCCAGUUGAUAAUGGUAUUAUUACCAACGCGGAUGAUAUGGAGUUGCUCUGGAAACAUUUGUUCUACAAGAAGCUCAAAUGCGACACAGAGGGCUCCUCUAUUCUUCUAACCGAGCCCGCGCUGAACUCGAAGGGCAGUAGAGAGAGAGCAGUUAUUACAUUGUUCGAGUAUUUCAACAUUGGAGCACUGAAUCUUUCCACACAGGAAUCUCUUGCAUUGUAUGCAUCCGGUCGAAAUACUGGCCUGGUGGUUGACUCUGGCUUAUAUUCUACACGUGUCAUCCCUAUCUAUGAAGGCCUCGUGCUCCGCCACGGAAUUCAGCGCUUGGAUAUAGGUGGCCAACAAGUAACGGGCUAUUUCAUCCAAACCCUGCAGGACAGCGGUCAUGGUUUGGAGACAAGGCGGGAACGUACUUUAGCUGCAAAUCUCAAGGAAGAGUAUUGUUAUGUUGCGCAAGACUUCGAAGGAGAAGCUCGGGCGUUUCAGGAAGGCCACAAUCUACCGACAGCAACAAGUUACACGCUGGCGGAUGGAAAAGCCAUCACGGUUGGGAAAGAAAGGUUACUUGCACCUGAAGUUCUCUUCCAGCCCCAUCUGAUGGGACUCAAUGGGGAGGCUGGAAUCCAGCACCUUGCUGCUGCCUCGAUAGCAAAGUCCGACGUGUCCAUCAAGGACAUUCUCUAUGGAAACAUCGUCCUGGCGGGUGGGUCAAGCAUGUUUCCUGGAAUUGAGAGCCGGAUGCAGGCUGAGAUGACAAGACUGGUCCCUUCACCAGCGAGAGUCGGCGUUCAUGCCCCAGCGGAAAGGAAGCAUUCGGCGUGGAUCGGAGGUGCAAUGCUGUCGUCCCUGUCAACGUUCCAGGGCAUGUGCAUCCUGGCAGCGGACUACAAUGAGAUUGGUCCUAGUAUCGUACACCGGCGUUUUCUGUAA
Molecule: messenger RNA, 1170 nt
Organism: Clonostachys rhizophaga
Lineage: Eukaryota; Fungi; Ascomycota; Sordariomycetes; Hypocreales; Bionectriaceae
Source: the annotation of a GenBank genome assembly